Messenger RNA from Stegodyphus dumicola, 1293 nucleotides. RefSeq names its product transmembrane protein 39A. NCBI's taxonomy places the organism in Eukaryota, Metazoa, Arthropoda, Arachnida, Araneae, Eresidae. The record is from RefSeq and is a predicted model, not a curated record. Gene Ontology annotation, cellular component: membrane.
AUGAACAAGGAAGGUUUCCCAUCUUGCAGGAUGGUUGAAAUACAGUCCAGGACUUGGAGACGACAGCUGUCAGCAAGGAGAAAAUUUCAGCUCAGGAAUCAGUCGGUGGAAAAAGAACAUCUACAUUGGUCAUCAAAAUUGAAGGAUAAUGAGAAAACAAAUUGCUUAAACUACUACCUUAUUGAUUAUUACAUGUUGACUAUUAAUUUAAUUAUGACUGGAAGGAGACUGCCAGUUUGUCUUUUUAAACAAAUAGCCUUCUUGUUCUUACCUGCUUCAUACCAUGGUACUUGUGCUCUUUGUAUAAGAGUUAUAACUAUCAUACUUCUAAGUCCAGUUUUAUCAUUUUGUUUUUAUCAUGUGAUAAUUGAACAUGGGAUCUCGAGCAUAAUAUUUCUGUUUUAUCCAUUUAUUGUUAGUGCUAUAGUGUUUGGACAGAAAGCUUAUAAAUUUUUGGAACUUAAAUCAUAUUUACCUGAGCGUGCAACUGGUGCAAGAAGCAAAAGUGGAACAAAUGGUAAAAACAGUUCUAAUGUUGCCCAUGUUUGCUCUAUGUCUGCUGAAGCUAUCAGAGAAGAGGUUGAAGUCCUAAAAAAUGAUUUUAAUGACAGACUUACCCAAGUUCUUUUCAAUUCUCUCCUUGUUGUAUACCAUGCAGCUUUUCUGCCAUGCUAUUUCGCUACGAAUGCAUUAUAUUAUGAUGUGAACUGGGUCACACAACAUGCUGUCUUUACUAGUAUUAGCUGCUUCACUUUAUAUGCAUCUCAUUGUUUUCCACCCCGUUAUUGUGACACACUGCACAGAGCAGCUCUGCAUCUAGGCAGAUGGCAAAAAGUGGAAAUUAAAAAUGUGCAUGUGCCCUAUAGCACAUGGUCAGAAUCUACUAUGUGGAAUCAAGGUGCUUUAGUAAAGCAUUCAAAGGAACUUUUUAAAGCUGAAGGUAUAUCAAAUGCUGCAGAACCAGGACAUGCUGCACACUCGAGAUUUUAUAUCAUGUUCAAAAAUCCAAGUUCACCAAUAAAACUAUUGUGGAUUUUACAGCUUUUACUUAUUGCAGUCCAGAUGGUUGUCCUUUUUCAAUCAUAUGCAUGGAAUGAUUUAAUAUCUAACCAGUUACUUAUAUUAAUGAACUGUAAAACCUUGUAUGGAAUAACUAAAGUUUACUUUGUUGUGAGGAAAAUAUAUUAUGAAGAAAAAGUACUGAUAUCUAAAUUUAAUAACUAAAAUUUUUGUAAAAAUUAUGUAUAUUAUUGUUAUGUAUAUAUUGUAAAUAACAUGAAAAUGUUUUACAAA